AUGGAGGGUAUCUCGACAGAUUUGGGGAAGACAUUUGUAGAGAAAUUGAUAAACGGUGUAAUAGGAAAAUCACGUUAUCUAUUUUGCUACAAGUGCAUUGCCAACGAAUUUGAAUUAGAGAAGGAAAAAUUGGAAGCAGAAUGGGAAACUAUGACACUGCGUUUUACAAAGGCAAAGGAAAAAGGUAAAGAUAUUCAAUCUAAUGCUCAAUUUUGGGAAAAGCAAGCUAAUAAGCUCAUUCAAGAGAACACUAAGUUAAAACAAAGAUGUUUUUUUGGAUUUUGCCCUGAUUGCAUAUGGCUAUAUAAAAGGGGAGAGGAGUUGGCAAACAAAACGGAGGAAAUUAAAAAAUUGAUGGUAAAGGGAGAGAAACUUGAAAAUGUUGAAGUCACCCGUAGUCUUCCAGAUGUUGAGCGUUAUUCUUCUCAAUCUUACAUUUCUUUUAAAACUAGGGAGUCGAAAUACAAUGAGCUUUUGAAUGCACUAAAAGAUGACAGUUACUAUACAAUUGGAUUGCAUGGGAUGGGGGGCACAGGAAAAACUACCAUGGCAAAAGAAGUGGGCAAACAACUUAAGACUUCAAUGCAAUUUAAUCGUGUCAUCUUUACUACAGUGUCCAGUACUCCUAAUAUAAAAAAGAUUCAAGAUGAUAUUGCUGGACACUUGGAAUUGGAAUGGAGGGACACCAAUGAGUCAACCCGGCCUACACAGCUAUGGGACAGACUCAUCAAUGGUGAGAAAAUUCUUGUGAUAUUGGAUGAUGUUUGGGAUUAUCUCAAUUUUGAAGACAUAGGGAUUCCAAAUAGUGAUAAUCACAAAGGAUGCAAAGUUCUUGUAACCACACGAUAUUUGAAGGUAUGCAACAAAAUGUCAUGUGCAACAACAAUUCAAAUAGAGCUCUUAUCUGAAGAAGAGGCAUGGGAAAUGUUCAAAAGGCAUGCUGAGCUAAGUAAUAUUUCCUCCAAAAAUAUUCUUGACCAGGGAUCCAAAAUUGCACUUGAAUGCAAAGGAUUACCAAUUGCAAUUGCUACUAUCGCCAGAAGUUUGAAGGGAGAAAAACGUCAAGAAAAUUGGGAUGCUGCCUUAAACUCCUUACAAAAUCCUAUGCUCAUGGCCGGUGUUGAUGACACUAAGGUUGACAUUUAUAAAUGUUUGAAGUUUAGCUAUGAUAAUUUGAAGGAUAAAGAAGCCAAGGAAUUGUUCCUCUUAUGUUCUAUAUUCCAAGAAGAUGAAGAAAUCUCUACUGAAAUUCUAACCAGACUUGGCAUAGGAAUCGGGCUCUUUGGGGAAGAUUAUAAAAAAUACAACCAUGCUCGAACUCUUGUAGUUGUAGCAAAAGAUAAUCUCCUUGAUUCAUGUCUACUGUUGAGUACAAAUAAAAGAGAUGUAAAAAUGCAUGACUUGAUUCGUGAAGUAGCCCAAUGGAUUGCAAAUAAAGAGAUACUAGCAGUAGAUUUUUCUAACAAAACUCAAAAGUCAUUAGUUGGAAGGGAUAACAAUAUCAAAUAUUUGUUAUUUGAGGGAAAUCCAAUGGAUUUGUGUUCCUCUGGGUUUGAUGGUUCUAAACUUAAGAUUCUGAUUUUCAUUGUGGACAAUGGUUGCUUUGUUGAUUCAUUCUUUAAAAGUAUUGCAGGGCUUCUAGUUUUGAAUUUAAGAGCAGGUAAACAAAGUACUAUAUCAUUACCACAAUCAAUUCGGUCAUUGACGAAUAUUCAUUCUCUAUUAAUUGAAAGUGUCUAUUUGGGUGACAUAUCUGUUUUGGGAAGCCUGCAAAGUCUUGAGACACUUGAUUUGAAUCAAUGUAUAAUUGAAGAACUUCCACAAGAAAUUGCUAAAUUGAAGAAACUUCGAUUGUUGAACUUGGAAAUGUGUGAAAUUAUAGAUAAGAAUCCAUUUGAAGUUAUCCAAAGAUGCCCAUCACUUGAGGAAUUGUACUUCUUGAAUAGUUUCAAUGAUUCUUGUCAAGAAAUAACCUUACCUGCAUUGGAAAGGUAUCAACUCAUUGAUGAUAUUGGUGAAAUGUACGAUUUUUCACUUUCAAAAUGUGUUUCUCUUCAAUAUGAUUGUUUGUCAGAAGCUACAGUUAAGCAUGUGAUUCCAACAGCAGAGAUUCUUAGAUUGGAAGGAACUAAGAAGGGGUGGAGAAAUCUCAUGCCGGAAAUUUACCAAAUGUGUUUUCCAAUUUAA
This is a messenger RNA of Trifolium pratense (red clover), 2187 nucleotides long. Its product is annotated as disease resistance protein SUMM2-like. The transcript has 2 exons. The record is from RefSeq and is a predicted model, not a curated record. The coding region runs from base 1 to 2187 and encodes 728 amino acids. Gene Ontology annotation, molecular function: ADP binding. Lineage: Eukaryota; Viridiplantae; Streptophyta; Magnoliopsida; Fabales; Fabaceae.